Messenger RNA from Leucoraja erinaceus (little skate), 4573 nucleotides. It is a transcript of the gene stx6, whose product is annotated as syntaxin 6. The record is from RefSeq and is a predicted model, not a curated record. Gene Ontology annotation, cellular component: synaptic vesicle membrane; endomembrane system; SNARE complex. The transcript has 8 exons. The coding region runs from base 136 to 897 and encodes 253 amino acids. Gene Ontology annotation, molecular function: SNARE binding; SNAP receptor activity. Lineage: Eukaryota; Metazoa; Chordata; Chondrichthyes; Rajiformes; Rajidae. Gene Ontology annotation, biological process: intracellular protein transport; vesicle fusion; Golgi vesicle transport.
ACAGCAAGAUGGCGGCGGGGACGGACUGAAGGGGAGAGGAGGAAGAUCGGCCCAACCAACGGCUGCGGAGCUCACCGGCAGCGCCGUCUUCGGAGCUUCCUGCAGAGUCAACGAUCGCCCACCGCCGCCGCCGCCAUGUCGAUGGAGGAUCCCUUCUUCGUGGUGAAAGGUGAAGUGCAAAAAGCGGUUAAUACUUCCCAAGGAUUAUACCAACGAUGGACCGAACUCCUGAGCGAUCCUUCUUCAACCAGCAAGGAAGAGUGUGACUGGACAACCAAUGAGUUGAGGAACAGUCUUCGUAGUAUAGAGUGGGAUCUGGAGGACCUAGAUGAGACUAUUAGCAUCGUGGAGACAAACCCUCGUAAGUUUAACCUCGAUCCAGCAGAGCUGAUUAAAAGGAAAGCGUUCAUCACUAGCACCAAAACAAUUGUAAAGGAAAUGAAAGAUCACAUGUCCAGUUCUUCCAUGCAAGCAUUAGUGGAACAGAAAAACCGACAGGCAGUGCUAAGCAGCAGGGGAAGCCAGAGACCAAGCUCCGCUUCAGAUAAAUACAGCCGACUCGAUCAGAAAAUGCAAGCAGUGAAUUCUCAGUUUAUGGACGACCAAAACAUGCAACAACAGUUGAUCGUGGAGCAACAGGAUGAUCAGCUGGAGUUAGUUUCGGGCAGCAUCGGAGUUUUGAAGAACAUGUCGCAGAAGAUUGGCAAUGAACUGGAUGAGCAAGCAGUUAUGCUUGACGAGUUCACCUAUGAGUUGGAUAGCACACAGUCACGGAUGGAUAACGUCAUGAAGAAGCUGGCCAAAGUGUCCCACAUGACCAGUGAUCGCCGACAGUGGUGUGCAAUCGUCGUUCUACUGGUCAUCCUGGUUGUGGUGCUGAUAUUGUUUACUAUCUAAAUGACCUGAACAUUUUGUGCAAGUGUUACAUAAAGGAGGGGGGAAUGGGAAGAGGGAGAACGAAGGAAGAGCCUUCCACUCUCUGGUGCGACAAUCCAUGGGUCAGUUGGCCAGGCUCUCGGCCUUUGGUUGCUGAGUAUGAACAGGUUCUGCACCCCAUCUGUCUUUCCAGCAAUCACUGUUGCAUUUUUCACCUGCAGAGUUACUGCUGAAUGUCUCUUGAUUUAUCUUUAAUUGGUCAUUCACAGAAAUUCUGAGGAAUUUAAGUAGGGCCACAUGAAAAGUGAAGGUGCAAGGUUACACCCAGAUCUGGUCCCUGCAGGAUAGAUGAAUGUAUCAUGUUUCUUGGACUUGGGGAAGAGGGUUUCUGGGCAUUUGGCUUCCUAGAAGUUUUAUAUUUCUCCUGCACAGUGCUCUUUCUGGUUUGGGCAUGUAAAGAAGGCUGUGUGAAGAACAGGAAGAACACUGUUGGCCAAGAUGGCCACCAGACCCCAGUGUCAAGUGUUGGCCAGCCCUGCGUCAGCUAUUCACAAUAGAGGCACCAGUAAAUCAAGACCAGACUCCUCCUUUCAGCUGGAGUACGUAUGGAUUGGAGGUGUGGCCAGCACUCUGCUUGGAUGUGGUGCUUUCAGUAGCUAAAUAACUAGUGCAACAGCAAGUUAUUCAGCUAUUGAAAGCCAUGGGACACUUCCAUCUGAUUUCCUUGACCACAUCACCUUUCACCAGAGGAACGAGAGGAAACUAUAAUUAGGUUUAGAACAUGAUCAUGUUUGGUACAUUCACACAGAGUGGCAAUUCAACAUGCAGAAACUCCUAGCAUUAACUAUCACACCUGGGAAAUAUUUACUCAGAUGCCAUGAGGGAACAAAAUGUACGGUUGGGUCACAUCAUGGUGUAGCCCAUUAAUUUUUAGUUCUGUGUUUUGGGAACGUGCAGCUGACAAAAGAGCAACAGUGUUGUCUCUAGUUACUGCUGACCCAUUCCUUCUGGUCUUAUGAUGGCCAUGGGUGAUGAGUUGACAUCUGUGGGAUUGCCUUGGGCUCAGACAAACAUUUUUCAAAGGUAGUUAUCAAAAGUACUUUUUCACCUUGGGCUUCUGUGCAUUUUACCAUUGAUUUGAAUUGGCAUGAAUAAUUCUGUUCCAAAAUGCACAGCCCCAUAUAUUUGAGCAGCACGAAAAUUCCCAUAAGGCAUAUUUGUAAACUUAUAAUUGGAAUGGAGUGGGGGGCAGAAUGUGGGGGUGAGAUGGGGUGGAAUGGAAUAAAUAGGAGGAGAUUCAAAACAUGGAGUCUUCUGUGCUUACUGGAAUUCUAGUAACUUUGUACCAAAGUGUUAAUUUACUACUACUCCAUGGUAAACUCAACCAACAUUUUGUUGCCCUUCCUUAUCCCUGCCACAAAACCACCUUUCCCACUCGUUCAGACACACUAUAUAUAUAUAUAUAUAUAUAUAUAUAUAUAUAUACCUCCAUUGUAUUAUUUUCCAGUCUAAUCAUUCAGAUUACAAAGGGUUCAUACAGAAUAGUUCAACAUAAACCUGUACACUGUCGAUGGUGCUUUGCCAUUGUCAUUGCUAAAAUGUUCUUCUUGUUCGAUUUCAGUCUGUGUGUGGCACAUGUACAUUGUACCUUCAGUUUGUACUGACAGUAAUGCAACACCAUGUUUUUAUGCUCUCCAGUACUCGCCCCAAACCAAGCUGGUGUCUUCUGGGGUCUCCCUUCUUCCUGUAGCAGAGAGCCAGAAAAUCCCAAAUUAGCAGUCCUCCUCGUCCAACACUGUGCACAGUUGAACAGUGCCGGUUAAGAAGUUCCCAUGUUUACUGACUGGCCUGAGUUUAUGUCAGUGUCGUGCUUUGAAGCAGCUGAUGCUUGCCUAUGCCCAGGGACUUUGAAGGGCUGCCCACUGCGGACUACCUGCCUGUGGUACUGCUGCAGAGAGCAACCAUGCAGAAGGUGUGAGCGUGCAUGGCUCUACCUGUAUACCCAAGUGGGAUUUCAUCUCACCUAGCAAAUUAUGUUCACAGGCUGGAUAGCAGUGAAAAAGGCAAUCAUUGAAAUGGGAGGAUGAGGAGAAGGUAAAGAUGGGGAGUUAUAAUUAAAGUAUUAAACCAAGUCUAGAUGAAGGUUCCCCACCAGAAACAUGGGACUCCAAUUCCCUCCAUCCCUGGAUGCUGCUUAACCUGCUGAGUUCCCCCAGCAGAUUGUUUAUUGCGGGAGUUUUAAUUAGUUAGAUAAAUGAAGGAUUUGAUUAAGGUGUUUGAAAUGUUGAAGGAUUUGAUAAAAAGGGCACUGCCCAGAAAUGCUGGUAGACUCUAUUGAGUCAACAGGAUGGUCAUAUCAGCAGAGGGUGCAUGGCCAUUUUGGAUUUCAGGACCUCAUGCAGUAUUGACUUGACAUUUUCAUUGUUCAAAUGACCCAGGCUGUGGGUAGGAAGGAGCUGGAUUGUUCGGGUUAAGGAGACUGUAGAGGAUUCCUUCAGCCGCAACAGUUCAUUAGGGUAAUUGAAAAUAUCCUUACUGAGAUUGGUACGUUUGUUAGGAAAUGCUAUUUAGUCAUGUGGGUAGAUGGAAAAGUAAUAAUCAACAAUUGAACAAUGGAACAGAGGAGAUUGGCCUCCUGCUGUUUGUUAUUUUUUUAAACCAAGAAUCAAAGGAAACAUUUUAAUUUUUCCAAUAUAGUGCUAGUAUGAGAUCUUCAGAUGUUUAAAAACAAAUCUUAUUACGGCAAUUGCAAAACCAAGAAUAUUUAAAUCAAAGUAUUUUGCUGUUCUGAACUAGUCGAUGUAAAAUUGAGCUGUUCCAAGUACCUUUGGGCCAAAUUUUUACAUUGGAUCAUUUAAAUGCAUCUAGUCGUUGGCCUGCAGAAUCUGGCAGCUUGGGAAUUGAUGGAAGCUUCACAGGAACGAAACCGUCACCAGUAACAGCAACCCCCUUAGAUUCCAAAUGCCAUUUAUAGCUUAGACCGCUCACUUUGACAGUGAGGGGUGAGGAGGCAGCAUCUGCACACCCCAGGACACUGCAUGAAGGGCAUUUGGUAGAAUAGAGAAUACCGUCAGUCAUUCUGAGAUAUAUUUGCUUUAUCCUUGAUCAGUAUUUGCCCUCAACCAAUUUUUUUUUUAGAUUGUCUUUUAACAGUUCCCAAACCAUCACCAUUCAUUAGGGCUCAACUAAUCUACACUCGUUGGCCUUCUCUGCUACAUUACUGUCUGUAAUUGCUGAUUGAAAAGGCAGUAGAUUUGAACUCCACUCCAGAGCACCCAGGGCAACACUGAGGGAGGGCUAUACUGGCAACAAGCUGCCUUUCAUAUGAAGUGACAAACUAAGGUCCUGUCUGUCCUCUUGGAAGGAUACAAGAUCCCACUGCUCCAUUCUGAUGAACAGAGGAGAAAUAAACUGUGGCAGCCUGACCUGUUUAUUCCAUCAUGUGCAUUGGGGAACAUCCCGAUUCUCUGGUCAUUGCUUCUGGGUUUAGGAUCUUGCUGUGCACACAUUGCAUAACAUACUUCCUGAAUUACAACAACUGCAGUUCAAAAGUAUCUCAUUGGCCAUAAUGUAUCUGGGUUGUUUUUAAGUUGGUGAAAGGUGCUAUGUAAAUGCAUAUCUUUAGAAGUUAACAUGUGACUUCUGAUUUUCAUAUAAACGAUGAUGUAAUUUACAAAUAAACGAUGCAUGAUCCAGC